UAUAUCUACCAGCCUAACUGCUAUGCCUAUCCAAUGGCUAUGAGCUCAGUUAAUGCGUAAAAGAAGUCCAUGGAAUAAUACAUUUCGUUUUAAGUCAUUACAAACCAUUGCAAUGAGAUCGUCAACAGCAGAAGACUCCAUCGUAAUGACGUUUCUGCAGGGCUUUUAAAUGAGCUGAUUUUAUAAUGUCAAAAUAAGAGAUGAAUGAGCUGUGAACCGGCGACUAAUGUCAACUGGCAUUUUAUGAUAUUUUCAUCGGAUGCUGGUGUUAUGAAUUAUAUUGGUGUGGACUGCUCCCUGAUCUUUCCCCUCACAGCUAUAUAGAUCGCCUGCCAUCAUGGACAAGAUUCUAGAGGGGCUAGUCAGCUCCUCUCACUCAGUCCCGGUGAAGAAGGCCAUCGUGAAGAAGGUAGUUGAAGCCGCAGAGAAAGAGGUCACGGCGGAGCAAUGUCAGGCCCUGUACACCCUCACCACUCGCCUUAUCUUCUUGGGCGAAGACGCCUUCCAGAAACAGGUGGGCUUCCAGGUGCUGGAGGCCUAUGCCCGCUACCACCGUGCUGAUUUUGAGCUCUUCUUCAGCAAAGACUUUGUCCUGGGCCUGUUACAACAGGGCUACGGUCCCCUGGACCGCAAGGACCCGGCCAUGGUCAACUACAUCCAUGGCUGCCUGCGGCUGCUGAUCAGCUGCCCCUCUGUGCUGGAUAUCUUCUCCAUCAUCCAGACAGAAAUCCUAAGGAUGGUGUGUGAACGGCCUGAGCCAGCCCUGUGUGCCCGCCUCGCCACCAUGCUCUCAGACUUCAUACAGUGCAUCCCCCGGGAGAAGACGGCCAUUUUGUUCUGCCAGCAGUUGGUGAGGACCAUUGGGUACUUCCACUGUCCUGCCAGCCAGGAGCGGGAGCUGAGGGAGUACGUGGACCAGGUGACCAAGGUCAGCACGUUGCUGCAGAACAUCUGGAAGGCGGAGCCGGUCACACUGCUGCCAUCUCUGCAGGAGGUGUUCGCUAUAAUCUCCUCCACUGACCCCUCCUUCGACCCCUCCAUUGCCCUAGCCAGCCUGGUCCAGCACAUACCUCUCCAGAUGAUCACAGUUCUCAUCAAGAGCCUUACCACCGACCAGAACGUCAAAGACACCAGCAUGACUCAAGCACUCUGCAGGAUGAUUGACUGGUUGUCCUGGCCUCUGGCCCACCAUGUGGAGAUGUGGGUCAUUGCCCUGCUGAAGGGGCUGGCUGCGGUACAGAAGUUCACCAUCCUCAUAGAUGUCACCCUGCUUAAGAUUGAACUGGUGUUCAACCGUCUGUGGUACCCCAUCGUGCGACAGGGGGCCCUAGUGGUUCUCUCCCAUAUGCUGCUGAGUUUCCAACACUCUCCUGAGGCCUUCCACUUGGUCGUGCCACACAUAGUGGACCUGGUUCAGAGUCUGAAGCAUGACGGCCUGCCCACCAGUAAGGCUUUCCUGCUGCACUUCACAGAGCUCGUCCACUGUAUGAUGUACCAGUACUCUGGCUUCCCUGACCUCUACGACGACAUCCUGGAGGCCAUCAAAGAGCUACCUGGGCCCGGUGAGGAGAAGAUCAAGCUGGUUCUGAACCAAAGUGCCUGGACGUCCCAGUCCAACUCGUUUGCCUCAGGCCUGCUGAGGCUGCCGGGCAAGUCUGAGACGGGCAAGACUGGCCUCAUCAACCUGGGAAACACCUGCUACAUGAACAGUAUCAUACAGACACUCUUCUCAGCCACAGAUUUCAGGAGGCAUGUCUUAUCGUUAUGUCUGAAUGAUGCCACUGCCAACACACUGAUGAAGAAACUGCAGCUCCUCUUCACCUUCCUCUCACACACCCAGAGGGCAGCGUACGCCCCCAGAGUCUUCUUUGAGGCGUCUCGGCCCCCCUGGUUCAAUGCAGGAUCCCAGCAGGACUGUUCUGAGUACCUCCGCUUCCUCCUGGACAGGUUACACGAAGAGGAGAAAACCAUCCAGGUUCUCAUGACAGCCAAGCCAAAUGUCUCCCCUGGCAACGGACCGAGUGACAACACCGGGGGUGAAACCUCUGCGGAGGAUGCCAGAGUGUCACCCGUGGCCCCUGUGGAGGGGAAGUCCGAGGGGAAUGAUGAGAGGACGCUCAUUGAGAGGAUGUUUGGAGGCAGGCUGAGCACGGGUAUCCGCUGUAUGACAUGCAACAGCGUCUCGGAGAAAGAAGAACCUUUCACUGACCUAUCCCUGGCUUUCUGUCCCUCCAGCCUUCUUCAGAACGAGGGCCCCUGCCAGGGGGCUGUCAAUGGGGGCAGCGAAGCUCCCGAAAUAGGCCCUUCUCCCAAACCCGUCACGACCUCCACCACCAGCGUCCAUUUUGUUCCAGGGUCCAGCGAGCCACCGCUGUCUGUUCCUGACCUGGUGGACUACUUCCUGGCGCCAGAGAUCCUGGACAAGGAGAACGCCUACUUCUGCCAGAAGUGUGGCUCGCUGCAGCGGGCGGAGCGGGGGAUGAGGGUGGUGGCGGCGCCCGAGUACCUCAUCCUCACGCUGCUGAGGUUCUCCUACGACGCCAAGUGCCACGUGCGCCGCAAGAUCCUGGACAACGUCACCAUCCCGCCGCUCAUGAGACUGCCCGUGCACGCCCCUCCACCCAAACACUCUUCGCCCUCUUCCUCGCCACCAUCCUCUACACUCCAAGUGGACUCGCCCGAGAGCAGCGAAAACCUGGCCAAGAAACUGAAGCCGUCACAGAGAGAGGAGGAGGAGACUGGGCUAGAGGGCGACAACGGGAUGGCAGGAGGAGAAAGUGAGGUAGGGGUGUGGCCGGCGGCCCAGUUCGUUCCCUACGUCCUCAGCUCUGUAGUGAUGCAUUCUGGGAUGUCGUCGGAGAGCGGCCAUUACUACUCCUACGGCCGCAACCUCAACGGGGCCGAUGGAGCCCAACACCACCUAGCCAAUCCCCUCGCCCUGGGGGAGGAGUCUGGGAACGGGCAGACUGAGCCCAUCGCACUCACUUGCUCCGGGGCGACUCAUCCCAAACAGGAAGUGGAGGUGUACGGAGGCCAGGCGGCCGGGGAUUGGCUGCUGUUCAACGACAGCAGGGUGACGUUCACUUCGUUGGGGUCGGUUCAGAACGUCACCAACCGUUUCCCCAAGGACACGGCCUACGUGCUGAUCUACCGGAAACAGGAUGUUACCAGGGGGCAGAACAGUACCGGGGGAGUGACGGCCAACGGCAUGAGACUGGGCUCUGAACCUCCGCUGCAGAAAGAACUGAUGGACGCCGUCACCAAGGACAACAAGCUCUUUUUACAGGUGAGAGAAGGGGGUGUGAGGAGUUACAGUGUAGUGAAUGAGGAGUUACAGUGUCGUGAAUGAGGAGUUACAGUGUCGUGAAUGAGGAGUUACAGUGUAGUGGAUGAGGAGUUACAGUGUAGUGGAUGAGGAGUUACAGUGUAGUGGAUGAGGAGUUCCAGUGUAGUGGAUGAGGAGUUCCAGUGUAGUGGAUGAGGAGUUCCAGUGUAGUGGAUGAGGAGUUCCAGUGUAGUGGAUGAGGAGUUCCAG
Molecule: messenger RNA, 3535 nt
Organism: Oncorhynchus nerka (sockeye salmon)
Lineage: Eukaryota; Metazoa; Chordata; Actinopteri; Salmoniformes; Salmonidae
Product: ubiquitin carboxyl-terminal hydrolase 38-like
Exons: 11
Coding region: 338-3349 (1003 amino acids)
Biological process (GO): ubiquitin-dependent protein catabolic process; protein deubiquitination
Cellular component (GO): cytosol; nucleus
Molecular function (GO): cysteine-type deubiquitinase activity
Source: RefSeq, a predicted model, not a curated record